This is a messenger RNA of Sceloporus undulatus (fence lizard), 3799 nucleotides long. Its product is annotated as discoidin, CUB and LCCL domain-containing protein 1-like. The coding region runs from base 41 to 2149 and encodes 702 amino acids. The transcript is spliced from 16 exons. NCBI's taxonomy places the organism in Eukaryota, Metazoa, Chordata, Lepidosauria, Squamata, Phrynosomatidae. The record is from RefSeq and is a predicted model, not a curated record.
AUGGGUCUCUUUGGGGGCUCUGCUGCCUGGGUGGCUCUGAAUGCUUGCUGAAGCCUCUCUUUCUCCUUCUUCUCCUUCUUCCAGGAUGCGCUCCGGAGUCUUCUUGCUUCUCCAUCUGCUGCUGCCUUACCUGCAUUCCUCGCCGGCCAUCGACCAGAAAGGAAAUGGCUGUGGCUACUCUGUGCUGACACCUUACAGUGGAACACUUACUUCCAAGAACUAUCCUGGCACAUACCCAAAUUUCACAUUCUGUGAAUGGAGGAUUCAUGGGGCUGCCAGAAGUCAGUUCAGUUUGACCUUUGGUGACAUGGAUAUUGAAGCUUCAGAACAAUGCAAAUCUGGCUUCUUACUGCUUUCGUCUCCAUCCAGUGGUUCCAGCUUUGGUCCAUACUGUAGCAGCUUAAACCCACCAAAUGCAGUCUUGGUGAUGAACUCCUCCAUAAACAUCUUGUUCAACAGCACAGUGCAUCGUUCAGGGCGUGGAUUCUUCAUGUCUUAUGCUAGAGGCAAUCAAACAGAUCUGAUCUCAUGUUUACAGAAGGGAAUCCAUUAUGACAAGAAAAUAAUCAGAGGUUAUUGUCCUGCAGGCUGCAAGGGCAUAGCAGGAGACAUCUGGGGCAACAUGAACCAAGGUUACCGUGAUACUUCAGUUCUCUGCAAAGCUGCUAUCCAUGCUGGCGUGAUCUUAGAUGAGCAGGGAGGAGAGAUCACUAUAUUGCGAGAGAAGGGGAUCACUCUCUAUGAGUCAGCCUUUGCCAAUGGGCUGUACUCAAAAAGGGGAUCUUUAUCUGAAAAACGCCUCAUCUUUCAGAAAGCUUGUGCUGGCACCCUGGAAAUAGCCGGCUUCAAUGCAUCAUCCUAUUGGAAAGAACAAAAUGUCAUGGGGGAGAAUAAAUCCUGGACGCCUGACCGAGCUGCUUUUGGUGUUGAUGGUCUCUCCUGGGCAGCCAAUCUGAAUUCUGUAGAUGAGUGGCUGGAGAUAGAUUUAGGAGGAAGGAAGAACAUCACAGUCAAGGGGGAAGCGGAGUCAGUUCGAUUCCAGACAAGUCACGUGAUGCAGAUUCAAGCAAAGCGUGGAAUUAUAACCAAAGGAUCUUCUCAUCAACUGAACUACUAUGUAAAAUCUUACCAGCUUCUCUCAAGCAGGGAUGGCAAAAAUUGGAAAGUUUACAAAUUCAAUGGUGGUAAUGAAGCUAAGAUCUUUGAAGGAAAUAAUGACAGCCGCCAAGUAGUCUCCAAUGCUUUUAUCCCACCUAUCCUGGCCCGCUACCUGCGCAUCAUACCCCAGAGUUGGAACCAGAAGAUUGCGCUGAAAGUGGCACUGUUGGGAUGCCAAGCUGCUCGUCCAAAGGCUCUGCGUCCAUAUAGUGACAGUGGAAUCCACAGUGGCCCCCAAGAGCUUCCCGUCCUGACUAGCAGCCCUGCCAUUUUCACAGAAAUUCCAGGAAUAGUGAUCAGUUCAGAAAAAACAGGGCCCCCUUUACUGGUGAUGCUGCUGAUUGGAGGUUUUGUCCUAAUCUGCUCUGCUCUCUUGUUGCUGAUUUUUCUCCGUCAUAAGAAGAGGAAGGCAGCAGUAGAUCAAGACUGUGGCCUCACCAAAGAUUCCACUUUAAUGUACCGAAUACCGGAAGACAGUCAGGUAGUUCCUGGAGGAAGCCUGCAACCUUCCACCUCUGAAGUCACCUCAUUCCAUGGAGCAGGAAUGCCAGUGGAUGUUGGCAAAGCUCAACCACCAGAAUAUGCUGAGCCAGAUGUGGUCCAAGUCAGCCAGACAGCUCCACUGACAUUCAAACCUGUCUUGGACGAAGGCUACACACUCCCUCUGAUUGUAAAUCAUUAUGAUGUUCCAAGCAAGUACCAUGAAUAUGCUGAGCCUUUGCCACCGGAACCUGAGUAUGCUACCCCAUUUACUGAGCCAGCCACACAGCCAGAAGGGGACACUUUCAGGAAGAACAUAUCUGUCAUCAAACCGAUUCCCUCAUCCAAAAGCUUGAGCGGGGGUCUGCCUUCACUGAGGUGUUCAGAAGCCCAGAUGCAGUAUGACUUCCCUAUUCAAAGGCCAGCAGAGAAGCUGGACAGCAAAGUGGCUGAGGUGGACUUGCAGGAAGGAUCUAUUGAAACUGGCUCCAUGAUGAGAAUCCACCAGUGAUCAGACUCUCAGGCUGAGAGAUGUAUUGCAAGCUGCAAAACCAGCUACCUCAUCACAAGGCUGCUCUUUCAUGCUCAGAGACUCUUCCCUCUGCGCACACCUGCCGCGAGUCUUUGUGAACAAGAACUCUUGCUUGAGACUGCUAAAAACUAAAUAUGGGCUGUGUUAUGGAACUUUAUUUCAAGACAAUUUAUACGCAGGCUGUUUGUUUGUUUUGACUGAUUGUUGCUCUCCAGCAGAGCAGAGCAGACCAUUUGGUAGUAUGAGGCAAUAGCUUCAUGCAGGAGAUACUGGUGGGUAGUAGUGAUAAUGGUUUCCUGGCCAUUUCCAUCUUUCUAUUGGAAGGAAGAACCGUGUGUGUCUUCUGUCCCUUUCUGCAUCAUUUCCCAAUUAGUGUUGCAGUGGAGACCACAACGAACAAUCUAAUUUCCUUUGCUAUGUUGAAAGCCAAGUGGAGCGAUCCCAUCUUCUCUUGUCUUUCAACCCACAAAGUCCCUGGGGCUCAAGCAGGGGCUUUACCCAUCACUUUCUGCCUAAUCCUUCUAAAACUGGGGAUGUCAGGGAUUGAACUUUAGACCUUCUACAUGCAAAGCAUGGGCUCAGUUAUGGUCAAACAACAUUCCUCCCCCUAAAACAAGUGGGCAACGGCACAGAGGGGGCAUAUUUUCCAGGCAGCUGUAACAGAUUCAGAGGCCACUUCAUUUCCAGUUUCACUUUUCAGCCAAAGAUAUCUAUUUCUCCCAUUUUUGAAGUAAGGAGUUGUGGGUCAGCAGAGUGCUAAUUGACCUAAACCACCAUGCUUUUGCAUUGUUUAGAAGAGUUUUUGGCUAUUUUCACCUAAAAAUGUUUUAUAUGAAGCUUGGAGUUAGGAGCUUAUGGGGUUCAAAGCACAUGUGGCCCCACAGGCCACACAUUCCACACCCUAAAACAUGAAACCUUUUCUCCCACCAGCAAAUGAAAACUGGUAUUUUGUUCAUACCCAACUUUUGGAGAGGAGCAUCUUUGAAUUCCUGUGCAUUUGACUGGUAUGGUAUUUCUUCUCCGCCAAGUUUAACAAAUACAGGUUGUCUCCUUUAUCCAGAACUCCAAAAUCUGAAAUAUUCCAAAAUUGUCCACAUGAGAUAGUGCUUUCUAGUGGUUCAAUAUAUAUAAACUUUGCUUGAUGCAUAAAAUUAUUGAAAACACUGUGUAUAAUAGUCAGGCUAUGUGUAUAAGAUGUAUACGAAACACAAAUGAGUUUCAUGCUUAAACUUGAACCCCAUUUCCAAAGUAUCUCAUUAUUCAGAUAUUCCAAAAUCCCAAAAUCUCUGAAAUCCAAAACACUUCUGGUCCCAAGCAUUUUGGAUAAGGUACACUUGGAUGUCAUCUUUAUUAGGAUUUGAAGGCAUCAAUACUGUAACUGAUGUGUGCAAUGGCCGAAAUGAAGAUUCCCAUUUAUUUGUACAUACCUGUACUAUAUUUUUGUAUUUUGUAAUUAAAAUUAUUUUUGCUAAUAACAUAUAUAUAUAUAUAUAUAUAUAUAUAUAUAAUAUGUAAUAUACACAGUGUUGUGCUUUUUCUUGACAACAGCCAGAUCUCAGCCAAUGGACGCACAUUCCCUUAAAACUUGGGGAAGCAUUUUGUAGACCAAAUAAAAACCCUUUCGUUUUC